AUGUUGAAGGUGUCGCUGACAUGCGAUGACGACCCGUUCUUCCACUUCCUGCUGACGCUGCGGGAGGACAGCUUCAGCUUGCUGCGCUCGGCGCAGGGCCUGCUGGUCGACUUCGCCCAGUUCCCGCGCAAGUUCACCGAGCUGGUGGAGCAGUGUGUGAGCGCGGCGGCCGGCGCUGAGAGCCCGCGCUUCUGUCUCCAUCUGGACACGGCCGGCCACGACCGCGAGGCGCUGCUCGAGGUGGUCGAGGUCAACCCAUUCCGGCAGCUGUCGCACAUCGCACUGAAGCUGGCCGCCGCCUCGGACGCCGACCUCAGGCAGUACCUGGCCGGGUCCAUCAAGGCGCUCAAGGAGGACCUACAGCGCGAGCGGGCGCGGCAGGCCAGCACCGAGCAGAGCCACACCUCCCAGCUGCGGCACACGCAAGAGCUGCUGGCCCAGCGCAGCUCACAGCUGGAGCAGCUGCGCUGCCGCCAGCUGACCGAGACCAAGUACAAACAGGAGGUGCACUGCAGAGAGCUGGAAAGCCAGCUGAGGGCGUUGGAGACUGAACACCGACAGCUGAAACAGGAGGCGGUCGGCCUCCGCAAGCAGAACGCCUCGCUGGACGAGGAGUACCACGGCAAGAGCAAGUCAGUGCAGCAGCUGCGCACGCGCGUGGCCGUGCUGGAGACGGAGGAGCGGCUGGAGGACCAGGUGGCGGAGCUGCAAGCCACGCUGACCCGUCGUGAGAAGACGGUCAAGACGGUGUCGCAGGACCUGCUCAAGGCAAACGACAUCAUCCGCAAGCUCCAGACAGAGCUGGCCGAGCUGCGCGACAAGCUCGAGGCCGCUCAGAAACUGCACAAGACCAACGAGAACGUGAUCAACUGGCUGAACAAGCAGCUGAACGAGCUGCAGUCGCAGCCGCGCCGGCCGCCGGUGGCCGCCUUCUACCAGACGCAGCACGGCUCGCUGUCGGCACCAUCAGGUGAGAACGCUCCGGUGGCCGCCUUCUACCAGACGCAGCACGGCUCGCUGUCAGCACCAUCAGGUGAGAACGCUCCGGUGGCCGCCUUCUACCAGACGCAGCACGGCUCGCUGUCGGUACCAUCAGGUGAGAACGCUCCGGCGGUCACCUACCAGACGCAGCACGGCUCGCUGUCCGCACCAUCAGGUGAGAACGCUCCGGUGGUCGCCUUCUACCAGACGCAGCACGGCUCGCUGUCCUUACCAUCAGACAACGCCUAA
Pollicipes pollicipes is the source of this 1230-nucleotide messenger RNA. Its product is annotated as spindle assembly abnormal protein 6 homolog. Lineage: Eukaryota; Metazoa; Arthropoda; Thecostraca; Pollicipedomorpha; Pollicipedidae. Gene Ontology annotation, biological process: centriole replication. The record is from RefSeq and is a predicted model, not a curated record. The coding region runs from base 1 to 1230 and encodes 409 amino acids. Gene Ontology annotation, cellular component: centrosome; centriole. The transcript is spliced from 10 exons.